AUGGGCUACCUGAGCCUGCCUUACAGCCAGGAGCCGGCGGGGUUUCCAGGUGUGGUUCGUGUAUCUGGUGCAAAGGCAUCUCAUGGAAGCCAUGCAGUUAUCUCUCGACGGAAACGGAACAUCCUUUUCCCGAGCGGAGUCAAGCUCUGUGCACAGGAGACCGCCCAGCAGGUUUUUGCAAACCAUCUGAGCUACUUUCAUCUCAGAGUGUGCCAGGAGACCAUAUGGGAGGCUUUCAAGAUCUUCUGGGACCGCCUCCCAGAGCAAGAAGAGUACCAAAGCUGGAUGAGCCGGUGCCAGGAGGGCACAGUCACGGCACAGGAUAUUGGCAACUACUUCAGCCAAUCAGAGGAGCAUCAGGCUCUGGUUAAAAAGAGAAUGUCACGGCCAGUGAGCCCACCAGGUCCUGGCAACAUAUGUGCAGAAGAUGCAGCUAAAGGGGAGGAGGUGGAGGAAGCAGCUGUCACUGUCCCAGAGGCGGAGGAGAGUUCUCUGGACAAUGACAUCGCCUUGGAGCCCCCCACCCCCGCCGUGCUGGAGCAGGUGGUGGAGCUCAGCAUCCUCCUGACCGGAGAGAUGUACAGCGACAACCUCGACGAUCCAGCCAGCCUCCAGUACCAAACACUCAGCAGACAGCUUGCUGAAAAGAUAGAGGAUGCUCUGGAGGGCCUUCCUGGAUUCAAGAGUGUGUCUGUGCUGGACUUCAGGCCCCAGAAGGACACCCAAGGGUUGGAUGGCGUGGUGGUGGACUACGCUGUCACAGUGGUGGUGGAUGGAGCAGGAGUGAGCAGUGAACAACUGGAUUACCUGACCUUGCAGUCAAACCGGGUGGAGAACUCGUACCGCGAGGUCAUGGAGCGCCCGACGGUGAUCUACACCAUCAGCGAGGUCAAAAACUUUGCCACUGAAGCCCUGCAUCACCACAAGCUGGAGAGUGUGUCUGAGGUCCCUGACUCUGUCAACGCUGCAGACGGAGCCGCGACCGCAGCGGUGCAGAUUAAUGCUGCCGAUGAGCCACAAGAGGACGUGAUCCUAGAAGAGGACACUGAAGAUGUCAACAAAGACGCUGUUCUGCCCGAGCUCUCCGAAACCAACACAGUGGCGACAGAAGAAAACGACGUCGUCGUUCUGGAGGAAAGCGCAGUUGUGUCUCCAGCUCCUGUCCUGACCACCAGCACACCUGAAGCUGGCAGCCUUGCGGAGGAGGGUCUGCUACUGGAGGAUACUGUGCAGACUCCUGCUGUGGAAAACCCCCCGCCAGAGGAGCUCCCAGCUGAGCUUCCAGCCCCAGAGCUGCCAGAGGGAGUCACACUGCCUGAACCACCUGUAGAGGUUGAGGCCUCUGGUUCAGGCACAGAUGACAUGGAGGACCUUGUCCGGUCAUCAACUCCCACAGAGACAGAAGAAGAAGAAGAAGAAGUGUCUCCUCAGGAGACAGAUUCAGAAGAUGGGCUGUUAACAGAAGAUAUCACCAUCAGUGCAGAUGCCACCUCUGAAGCUGAAACAGAGGAAGUUGAGGUUGCGGCAGUGGGAGAAGAACCUACUGCUGCAGCUGUGGAAGAGGAGCAUCUGAACGAGGUUGUUGUGAAUGAGGCAGAGAUUCCAGAGGAGCUUGAGAUCUCCACUGUUGCAAGUGAGACCACAGAAGAAGAGGGCCUGCCUGCUCUAGUCCCACCUCCUGAGGCUGUAGAUGUAGCGAGUGAAGCAUCUGAGCCAGCGGCAGCAGAAGCAGGUCUGCUUCCUGGUGAUGAAGAAACGGUGGAGGGCACAGAAGAAGAGUCCAAAGUCAUAGAUGUUCCACCUGCGGAUGAGGAAGUUAACCCUGAACAGCCUGUGGAAGACGCAGACAUUAAUGUGUUGUUGACCCAUCCUGAGGAACCUGUAUUUGAAGAGGGUGGAAUGGAGGAAGCGUCAGAGAGCGAGGGACAAGAGGUGAAGGCAGAGACUGUACCUGAAGCUCCGGCGGUAGAGGAAGAGGCCCCGGCAGCUCCGGAGAUCUCAACAGAGGAUCUUACAGAAGAUGAGAUCCUACUGGUCAACAAGGAUGAACCAGAGCCACCAGUGACAGAUUUUCUGAGUCCUGCAGGACCGACCGCCCUGUCUCCAGAGAGGGAGUCACCUUUCACCAGUAUCUCUGUCGUUAACCCUGCCACUGAGGGGCAACCUGACAUCAUCAUCCCUUCACUGGUGGAGGUCCAGACCUCUAAUGAAGGCCUGGAUGAUGCCACCAUUGGAGACCAGGGCUUUGGUGUGAUCCAUUAUGGUUAUGGUUUGAUUAACCACACGGAGGAGGGCAGCACUGACUUUCCGUUUGGUGUGGCACCCGGCACAGACCAAGCCAGUAUCGCCAUGCCUGUGAACCCUGGACGAGCACUGAUGGUGUUCUUCAGCCUGAGAGUCACCAACAUGAUCUUCUCAGAUGAUCUCUUUAACAAGAGCUCCCCAGAAUACAAAGCUCUGGAGCAACGCUUCCUGGAGCUGCUUGUGCCCUACCUGCAGUCCAACCUGAGUAACUUUGAGAACCUGGAGAUCCUGAACUUCAGGAAUGGGAGCAUUGUGGUCAAUAGCCGGAUGAAAUUUGGAAAGCCUGUGCAACAAGGCGUCACUACCACUGUCUAUUUGAUCCUGGAGGACUUCUGUAACACAGCUUACCAGACCAUGAACCUGGCCAUCGAUAAGUACUCACUGGACGUCGAGUCGGGUGACCAGGCUGACCCCUGUAAGUUCCAGGCGUGUAAUGAGUACGCGGAGUGUAAGGUGAACAAGUGGUCGGGGGAGGCGGAGUGUGUCUGCAACGCUGGCUACUUCAGCGUGGACGGCCUGCCGUGUCAGAGCAUCUGUGAGCUGCGGACUGACUUUUGCCUCAAUGACGGCAAGUGUGACAUCAUCCCCGGCCAGGGAGCCAUCUGCAGGUGUCGCGUGGGGGAGAACUGGUGGUACAGAGGAGAGCACUGUGAGGAGUACGUAUCUGAGCCGCUGGUGGUCGGCAUUGCGAUCGCCUCCGUUGCUGGAUUCCUAUUGGUGGCCUCCGGCGUCAUCUUCUUCCUCGCCAGGACGCUACGGGACCAGUAUGACAAGGAUGAGUCAGAGGACCCAAUACGGCGAGCAGAGAGUCUCCCGUCGCUGGAGAGGGCGACCAAGUACAACCCCAUGUACGAGAGCGAAGCCACCACAGGCUACAGCCACUACUACCGCCGCUACCCUGAGGCUCCUGUGUACAGCAGCGCCAGUGCCGAGGCCUCCAGUGACUUCAGCAGCGAGGAGAUACGACACAUCUAUGAGAACAGUGAACUGACGAAGGAGGAAAUCCAGGACAGGAUACGCAUUAUUGAGCUCUACGCUAAGGACCGGCAGUUUGCUGAUUUUGUACGGCAGCAUCAAGCCGCUCUGGAUACCCGCAGAGAGAGCUCCUCUACAUAGAGACGAACCUCUCCCGUGAACAACAAGAAACAUGCUUCUGUGUUUGAAAAGUGAAGCUUGCCGUCAAGGCUUGCUCGCCACGGCCCUCAGAAUUUGGACUGAUUCCUGAUCAGCCUGCACGGCGCUGCCUGCGUGGGCAGAAGCGUCGACUGUUCUUCCUCCUUCCUUGGUGCCUUCUCUCGACUGGGUGAGCCGGCUGUGACAUCAGGGGACGCGUUUGCUGCUCAUCGACUGGACGUCUCCCUCUGGGAAAAACUGGACCGCAUCCUAUUACUUGAAAUGUUGUCAGACACAUCACAAUACUGUCCUACAGUACUUUUGCUCAGUGGAACAAGCAGUUUAGUCUCAUCAUGUCGCAUCCGUACAGUUUUAAAGGGAAGAACUAAAACUGUGAAUAUGUAUAUAGUGUCGCUGUUAGAGUGUUUGCUAGUUAAGAUGUUAUUCUGAACAGUUUUGUCUACCUUUGUCUCUACAAAGCUCAAAUGUACUCUUUAGUUCUCCUCACAGAGGCACAGAGAGCGCUGAUCUUUCUUAGUCGAUGGUGCUAUCUAUUUUAGAGUACUCUUAGAAAUGAAGUGGUCUGUGAUGACUUCAUUUUUACAAUUUAAAGGCAACACAACUCUGUAUAUGCUGCUGUACGUUAAAGGAAUAGUUCAACAUUUUGAGAAAUGACACGUAUUCCCUGUCUGGCAAAAAGUUAGAUAUGAGGGUCUAUUGAACUCUCACUAUGUGUCUGUUAAAGACGAAGCUACAGCCAGCAACUGUUAGCUUAGCAAUGCUGGGAACAGGAGGAAACAGCUGGCCGGAUUCUGUCCAAUGGUAACAAAAUCUGCCCAUGUAAGCGUGUGCAUAAAAAAAAAAGAUAGAGCCUGUUAAUUAAGCUUCAGAGGUGCUGGUAGGUGGAUUUUGUGACUGCUGGAUAGAGCAGGGUUCGCCGUAUCCCCGUUUUCAGUCUUACUGCUAAGCUGAGCUGAAAGGCUUUAGCCUUUAUUUAAUAUACAGAUAUGAAAGUGGUAUGGAUCUAAAUCUGCCAGCAAGUAACAAUUUCCUAAGAUGAGGAACUAUUCCUUUAAGGUGGCCAAAUGUAGUGUUAGUGUCUGUAUCAUACUGCUCAUCAAUGUAAAAGCAGCUUUUUACAGUCUGAAUGUUGAGUCAGACGUUAUUCCACCUGCUUUUCUACUGGCAGGUGAUCUUUCUGACUUUCUAGCAGCUCCAUCCAUCAGAAGCGUUGCUGUAUGUUUGUAAAUGCAUGACUGGUAGACAUGAGGAAGCGAAAGCAGCGGUGAUGGGAGGAAGGCGGAGAGCAUGAACUCAGUACAGCUCUGUGAUCCAGAAAUAAAUGAGAGCAUGUGGAAAAAGGCUGUGAGGCAAGCGGCCCGGAGACUUGAUCAAAUGGUCUGAUUUUAGAUGUCGUAUGUAAUGCAUCUGAAAGAGCAGGGAGACCAGGAAAAGCAAGCUGAUAAACAACGUGCGCUCUUUGGAAAGACAGCCUCAAGCUGCGUCUCCUGCUGAAAAAACUUACAAGGUUACCAGCAGUUCUUCAAUAAUGAUCUGCCCCGUGCAAACGCCUGACAGACUAAUUCCAGUGUUUUCUUUGGUAUUGUCAUAUGUUCCCUGGACUCAUGUUUGAGCCUCGUUGUCCCUUGAGCGGACCUCGCAGCUGCAGCUGAUUAUGAUCGGUAGGUUUUCGUUUGUUGUUGUUCGUCAGUUCUCUUAGGAGGUCAGAACCAGACACGUAGAUCAUGUCCUAGCUUCUUGUUUACAUUACAUGCUUCUCAUCCUUUUCCCUUAUUCUAGAGGUCUAUACGAGCGAAAAACACCAGUGAAGCAGACUCGUGACAGUGUCAUGCCUUCUGCAAUCUGCAGAUUCAGCUUUAUUUUUGUAUGUAUGCUUUUUUGUGUCUGCAUACAGUUUUUGUCAGUGUCUACAUCUGCCACCAUGACAAGCAGCCAAUCAUCCCAUACAGUGUUCUGUCAUGUAAAUAACACUGAAGGUAUUGUUAACAGUUGUAGGAUGUAAAUCAUGUGUGUCUCAAAUGUUUCAAUAUAUGUGUAUAUUUCAAUAUAUAUAUGUGUCAAUAUAUGAACAUAUUCUUUUUAUACGGAUAACUGU
Molecule: messenger RNA, 5533 nt
Organism: Chelmon rostratus (copperband butterflyfish)
Lineage: Eukaryota; Metazoa; Chordata; Actinopteri; Chaetodontiformes; Chaetodontidae
Gene: impg2a
Product: interphotoreceptor matrix proteoglycan 2a
Exons: 21
Coding region: 1-3420 (1139 amino acids)
Biological process (GO): visual perception
Molecular function (GO): hyaluronic acid binding; heparin binding
Source: RefSeq, a predicted model, not a curated record